Daldinia decipiens is the source of this 1163-nucleotide messenger RNA. RefSeq lists its product as uncharacterized. NCBI's taxonomy places the organism in Eukaryota, Fungi, Ascomycota, Sordariomycetes, Xylariales, Hypoxylaceae. The transcript has a single exon. Bases 67 to 870 code for a protein of 267 amino acids. Gene Ontology annotation, molecular function: acyltransferase activity, transferring groups other than amino-acyl groups. The record is from RefSeq and is a predicted model, not a curated record.
ACAGCAUUCUUCUUCUUCCUACGGGCAAAUCUCGUCGUCAACCCUUCAGCAAUAUCAACACCGGAUAUGGCACCUGCACCGUCAAGUGCGCUUCCGCCGCCUUCGCCGUCACUACUUGUCACGGUUGACCCGCCUACCAACCCAAUACCGCAAGAUCUGCCCCCGCUAUCUGUCGGCAUUAUAGACGGCGAAACCAACAAGCUAGAUGCGCUGAAUCUAGUAACAGACUCAAUAGCCCAGCAGCGACAGUCAUCUUCGUACCAUUUAAUUUUCCACCCGUACUUGCUGGCUAUUUUGGCCGUGGGCCUCAGUAUCGCUUAUCAGUAUUCCUGGCGCAUAAAACGGGACGUCGGCACGGCGCUGAUGUUGCAUUCCGGGGUGAUUAUGACAUAUUUAAUGGCCAUUCGGUAUUUCACGGGCCAGUACAUACAAGUAGCCGAGAGCAUGAAAUGGAGUUGGAUGGUAUCCGAGGAUGGCGAGGAGGACACCGUCAUCGGCGUGCGAUUUGGGAAUGAUCUGAUUGGUGCUCUGGUAUUACGACUCGAGCCAAAUCUGAGUCUAGCUGGGAAGAAGCGGAACCGAAAUUCGGUGCUUAAAGGUGGGAAAGGCGUGAUCCGAGCCUGGACGGUCAAGUUGAAGUAUCGACACAAGGGUGUCGGUUCCGAUAUGCUCCACGAAGCCGUCAAAGUAACGAGGGAAAGGUGCGGCAAGGACGCCGAGGUUGGAUUCGCGAAGGAACACGCUAACAGCACUACGGUACUGCCCGAAGCUUUCAAUGGGCCGUUUAGAAAAGAGGAACAAAGAGCCGCAAAGGCUUUAGAAAAAGUUCUAAACGAAUGGGAAGGCAGUAAGCGAAGACGAAAACUAUAGGUUAGAGGCUCGUAGGAACGGUCAAUUGGCGUUUGGCGGUUAUGUGGUUAUCUGGUUACAAUAUACCCCCGUUCGUUUAGAGUAGCUCUGCCUUAUAGAUAGGUAAUCAAUCGUUUCUUCUGGAGGCUUUCUUUCAGACUUGAAUUCUAUGUUCUGGGUAACCGUGUAAUGUCACAGCGCUGAUGUUCCAACUAGCUGCGUUCAAAGAGCAGAGAUAAAAGUAAAUCCAUAACCAUCCAUCCAUCCAUACACCAAUAGUCCCAAUCAGGCCGUUAAAAAAAAAAAAAAAAAAA